UCCCGAGCAGAGGAGAGAAAGAAAAGAACAGAAGCUCUGAGCAGAAGAGAAGAAAGAAAUCACCAUCUGGAGAAAGGAGUGUCUGGGUUUCCCAUCAGGAGAGCGUGAUGAAGCGAACAACUUUCCUGCUGGUGUUUGGAGUCUUACUGAGCUUCUGUCGGGCUCAGUCGGAGACGGGAGGCGAGGAGACGGGCGGAGAGGAGGAACAUGUGGAGCUCUUCACCACCCCUAGGACAAAGAUGGGCGCCGCCGCCUCGGACUUCGGCUACAACCUGUUCCGCGCUCUGGCGAGCCGCGACGCAACGACUAACGUGUUCCUGUCCCCCAUCAGUGUGUCUGCAGUGUUGACGCAGCUGUCCAUGGGAGGGUCUGAGCGUUCCCAGAGGCAGCUGUUCAGGGCCCUGAGGUACCACACCCUGCAGGACCCUCAGCUCCACAACACCCUGAAAGACCUGCUGGCCUCAGUGAAGGCGCCUGGGAAAGGCCUGAGCACCGCCGCUCGCAUCUACCUGGCACGACGCCUUCGUUUGAAGCAGGACUUCUUCGGACUUGUGGAGCAGCAGUACGGCAUUCGCCCCAAACCUCUGCUGGGAGGAUCCAAGGAUGUUAAAGAAAUCAACGAAUGGGUGUCUCAGGAGACGGGCGGUAAGGUCCAGCGCUUCCUGACCAAGCCCCUCCCCCGAAACUCUGGAGCGAACUCCGUUAGCGCCGCCUACUUUAAAGGGAAAUGGACAACACGGUUCAGUCAGAGUGGAACGUCAGAGAACUUCCAGUUGGAUGGAAAAGCACCUGUCCGCAUUCCCAUGAUGCAACAGGAGAACUACCCAAUAAAAAUGGGAGCGGACCCAGAUUUGAGCUGCACGAUCGCUCAAUUCCAGAUGCAGGACGAUGUCAGCAUGUUCGUGUUCCUGCCCGAUGAUGUGACGUCCAACAUGACUCUGCUGGAGGAGAGUCUGACCGCUGAGUUCGUGCAGGACCUCUCCAUGACGCUUCAUCCUGCUCGGGUGACCCUCACUCUGCCCGCUCUGAAGUUCAGCUACACCACAGACCUGCUACCACUGCUCAGCGACCUCGGUCUCUCUGAAUGGCUAGCAGACACGGAGCUGGAGAAGAUCUCGGCUCAGCCCGUCAAGCUCAGCACCAUGAAUCAUAAGGUCGUCAUGGAGAUGGCGCCUGAAGGGAACCAGUAUCCGAGCUCCACCUCAACACCGAGCCACCUGUCCUACCGAGUAGACCGGCCCUUCCUCUACCUGAUCCGGGACGAAGCGUCGGGGGCGCUGCUCUUCAUCGGCAGGGUGGUCAACCCCAAGGACCUGAGGAUAUAACACAUUAACACACACACACACACAUACACAUACACACACACACACACACACACACACACACACACACACACACACACACACACACACACACACACACACACACACACACACACACACACACACACACACACACACACACACACACACACUCUUAGCAGGUCCUAGGAGGGAAUUCAGGUGUUUGUGGAGCCAAAAGUACAUACGUGAUAUUUGAGUUUGAUUUGAUUAUACAUGAUUUUUUUUUACUUUUCAUGUUGAAACACGUUAGCGUGAUCAUGUUAAUCUGACAGGACGCUCAAACACCCUGAACCAAACCUCAACACAGGAAUGCUUUUUACAAACCAAAUAUUGUCAUUUUGUCAAAAGAAAUAAACACAAUGAAAUGAAA
This is a messenger RNA of Scomber japonicus (chub mackerel), 1713 nucleotides long. It is a transcript of the gene serpinf1, whose product is annotated as serpin peptidase inhibitor, clade F (alpha-2 antiplasmin, pigment epithelium derived factor), member 1. Gene Ontology annotation, biological process: negative regulation of angiogenesis; negative regulation of endopeptidase activity. Bases 108 to 1325 code for a protein of 405 amino acids. Gene Ontology annotation, molecular function: serine-type endopeptidase inhibitor activity. NCBI's taxonomy places the organism in Eukaryota, Metazoa, Chordata, Actinopteri, Scombriformes, Scombridae. The transcript has 9 exons. The record is from RefSeq and is a predicted model, not a curated record.